AACCCCUACGCAAUUGAGACAUGUUAUAACAUGUAUUCAAUGACAAUUAUUUACGAAAAAGCAAGCCAUGAAUAGUGACAGGGAGAGUGAGAGACUGUUUUCCCUGCGACUGUCGCGGGUGAUGGGGGAUAUUGGGGUCAACAGCUGGAUUAUUGCCAGGAGGAGGAGAUCAUACCUGAGAGGGCAGUUUGAUGAAGCUGCAGAAGUACUGACUUACUGUGAAGGACUGCUUGGACCAGAAGUGUGGCAGUGUUGUGUACAUAAUGGAAGCGGUGGAAGGAAAUGUCUCAUAUCAAGCUCUGAGUUUAGGAACAAGAUGUUUAUCUGCCCAAUUACAGACGUGCAAAAGAAAUACACAAUGAUGUGUAUAACCUUCACAAAAGAAGAAAUAAACUGCAUUCCACGCCAUCUUGCAUAUGAAAUGCUCAGAACUGUAAAUGGUGUACACAGACAAAAUUAUGAAAAGUGGAAAAACAAUGUAGUCAUUGAUUGUAUCCCAUUCCUGUACUACCUACAACACCUCACCUACAGGGAACUACACCAGCACCUGAGAGCACAAACAGCGUUACAUAACCUACAUGAGGACACAAUGGGGACAAAACAAGGCCACAUCGACACAGCCUUCAAUAUGCUGGGCCACUGCUUUGAACUUCAUAAUAGACUGGACCUGGCUUGGAUGUGCUACAGCAGAUCAUUGGAGAUCUAUGACAGAGAUAAUGUUUCCAUCUGGCAUGCAGCCAGAGUACUUAAUCAGUUUUUAAGUAGUUGAUAUCCACAUUGACACAGCCUUUAACAUGCUUGGUCACUGCUAUUCCGGCUGAACCUGGCUUGGACGUUCUACAGUAGAUCAUUGGACAUUUAUGGCGGGACAAUGCUGCCAGAAUACUACUUCAGUUUUUACACUAACUGAUUCCUGAUGCUGUCUAAACACAGUCAUACAUGUACUCUUAUUGAAUGCAUACAUGUAUUUGACAACAUGUACUUCAAUUGUUUGAAAUUCACUAAUUAACGAAUUGUUUAUAAAACAAAAAAAUAUCAAGAAAAUGCUUGUUUAUCUACCAUAGAAAUUGUUAUACAAAGGAUAUCAAUAAGUUUAAAUAAAAAAUAUCCAGUGACUUUAUUCUCCAUAGAAAUUGUUAAACAAAGAAUAUCAAUAAAUUUGAAUAAUUAUCAA
Mya arenaria is the source of this 1174-nucleotide messenger RNA. RefSeq lists its product as uncharacterized. The coding region runs from base 68 to 769 and encodes 233 amino acids. The record is from RefSeq and is a predicted model, not a curated record. NCBI's taxonomy places the organism in Eukaryota, Metazoa, Mollusca, Bivalvia, Myida, Myidae. The transcript is spliced from 2 exons.